CUAAUGGCUGCCGACUGUUUUUGUUGGAGAAGAGUAACGUGUUAUAAAUAUGCAUGCUUUAUUUAGCAAACAGAAGUCACUGGUUAUCAGCACAAAAAAUGUUGUUAAAAGUGGCUGUCGCUGUCAACACUGGAGAAAAUGCAAUGUUUACAAAUAUGAGAGGCUGUUCGGGUCUUCUUCAAGUCGCUGGAUUUCGUCUCCAAGCAGAUAUGUUUCUGGCGUCGUGAGGGCGAGUAGUGGAGCUUGCGUAACAGUGCAAUGUAAUGUAGCUCCCAAUCCGCUGAAAUGUGAUGCGCAAGUAAAUAACGCAGUUUCAGGCCGAAUCGGCAUGCUUUUGAACCAUGCACGACCUGGUAAUUACAUUGAAAACCGUUUAAUCAUUUCGAGACAAUUGUACGUGUCGUCUCAUUGGAGACUGCCUAAUAAAGAACCUAGCAAACCGUCGUCUAAAGUGGAAGAGACAGUUCAGGCGCUUAAGGAGGAUCUCAAAGAGAUUGAAAAGAAGAAAGCUGCUGCAGUAGAUCAGAUUAAGGUGAAGAAGUCAUGGAAGCAAUGGAUUGUGGAUGAAGUCAUGCACUACUACCAUGGCUUUCGGCUGCUGUUUAUUGACGUCAACAUUUCCCGGAAGCUUCUUUGGCGAGUUCUCAAAGGAAAGACUUUGACACGGAGAGAACAUAAGCAGUUGGUGCGAACAGUUGGCGAUGUGUUCCGAUUAGUUCCUUUCUCAGUUUUCAUAAUAAUCCCUUUCAUGGAGCUGUUGCUGCCGUUUGCCAUCAAGUUCUUCCCGGGGAUGCUGCCGUCCACGUUCCAGACCGCCACCGAGAAGGAGGACAAGAUGAAGCAGUCUCUCAAAGUGAAACUGGAAAUGGCAAAGUUCCUUCAAGUCACGCUGGACGAAAUGGCUGUGGAAAGCAAAGGACGCAUGUCCGAAGGCGUGAAAGAAUUCAUGGAUUUUGUGACGAGGCUGCGCUCGUCGGGGCAGCCCCCGAGCAACGAGGAGAUCAUCAGGUUCUCGAAGCUGUUCGAGGACGAGCUGACGCUGGACUCGCUGACCCGCCCCCAGCUGGUGGCCCUGUGCCGGGUGCUGGAGCUCCAGCCCCUGGGCACCGUCGCCUUCCUGCGCUUCCAGCUGCGCAUGCGCCUGCGCAACCUGGCGGCCGACGACAAGGUGAUCGCGAAGGAGGGGCUGGAGUCGCUGACGCCCUGGGAGCUGCAGCAGGCGUGCCGCGCCCGCGGCAUGCGCGCCUACGGCGUGUCGGAGGCGGGGCUGCGUGCGCAGCUGGCCCAGUGGCUGGACCUCAGCCUCAACCGCAAGGUCCCGCCCUCGCUGCUGCUGCUGUCGCGGGCGCUGCUGCUGCCUGACACGGUGCCAGCCUCCGACCAGCUCAAGGCCACGCUCUCCGUGCUGCCCGACACCCUGGUGACGCAUGCGAAAGCUGCCAUCGGAGAGCGCGAAGGCAAGAUCGACAACAAGACCAGGCUGGAGCUGAUCAAGGAAGAGGAGAAGAGGAUCAAAGAGGAACUCCUGGAAGAGACGGAGGAACUUCAGAGGCAGACAGAGAGGGAGGUGAAGGAAGUUCUUCUGGAUAAAGCACCGGUCCUCACUGAUGAAACCUCUCAUAUCCUAGCAUUCAAGGAGCUUCUCUCAGAAGAAAAGAAGAAAGAAGAGUUAACAACGGAAGAUUUGGAGAUGCUUGAAGAUGCUUUGGACUCUCUAGCCAAGGAGAAAAAGAAUCUGAUAGUGGAAAAGGAAGAGCUGGGAAGUUUGAAGGAAGAACUUGAAGACUAUAAGGAGGACCUGGUGGACCUGGAACAGCUGGUGCAGGCGGGAGACAGGCUGGACAAGGUGCGGGAGACCAAGGCCGCCCGCCGGCUCUACAACAAGGUCAGCAAGAUGAUCGGCAAGAUGGACGCCGUGCUGGGCGAGCUGGGGCGCGAGGAGCGCAAGAUGGCCGACGUGCGGCAGGUCACCGCCGAGCUGCAGGAGAAGAAGAGUGAUGAUCUGAUCACCAUCGAAGAAAUGCUAAGUGCCAUCAGACACAUUCAGAGCUCGUCUGAUAACUCGCUGGUGCAAAGAAUCAGUGAAGUUCUGGAGAAGAUGGAUCUGGACAAGGAUGGAGCCAUCCGUGUGGAUCACAUGCUGAAAGUGCUCGAGGCGGUCGGGAACGAGAACGUGAAGCUGGACAGGAAGCAGCUGGACGAGCUGCUGGAGGUGCUGAAGAAGGAAGAGGUGCUGGAGCUGGAGGACCAGAUCGCCAGGGCCCUGGAGAAGCAGUCCGGCCGGAAGGACCUGGAGAAGAGGCGGGCGACGGAGGAGCAGGGGGAGCAGGCCGGCGGCCGGGAGCAGGCGGCAAGGGCGCCCGAGCGCGCCCGGGACCAGGAGGAGGGGGAGAGGAAGGCGGAGGCGCCCGCCGCCACGCCCGCCAACGCCGCGAUGGCCGCCACCCAGCAGCCCAAGCCCCCCGCCGCGACCAUCGACGGCCCUGCCGAGGGCAAGGGCGGCUCCAAAACACUGUGAUCGCCAGAGUUGGGACGUAAUGGGCCCUAGCCCUUUCGAGGUAGCCACUAACGUUGCUGUACCUCGGGCCUGUGUUGCAAUUUUCAAACAUGACCCCUUUUUUAUUUUUAUUAUUAUUAUUAUUAUUAUUAUUAUUACCAUAAGCCUAUCUGGCAUGUUGCCACUGUGCUGCAUCUAUGUUCAAAUCCACACUUUACGCAGAUCUUAAUAAAACUGUAUUACACAUUUUCGUCAAAUUUUCACGUAAUUUUACAAACUAAUUGCGGAGUUUCAGUUGGUAGCUCAAAUAGUUCUAAUUCAUUAAACUGAUAAAAUCCAGAUUUUUAUAUUUGGUUGCAUAUUUUAAAGAGUACAAUUUCUGAACUAUUGACACAAAGUGGUGCUAAUUUAAAUGAAGGUAUGUUGUAGCCUUGGGGUUUUAGACAUAACUGAGAACUAACCAACUUUUUCUUGUUUAAAAAUACAUUAUUAAAUGCACUUUUUUGUGCGAGUAUUCAUUACUGUAGUAAUGUCUUUCCAUUAUGCAGUUUGCCACAAACUUCAGAACUUGCAUAGCAGCACUCACGGUAGAAUCUUUGUUAGAAUAUCAUGUUUUACUCGCUCCUGAACUCACUAAUUCACACAAAUUUUUUCACCUGGUUCUUAUGAUAGUUGAUGCAGUAAACAUGUUGUACUUUGUCUCAUGAUUUUAAUAUUUUUCUUUGGUUUCUUGAUAAGUACGAGGUUGAGUAAAAGGGGUAUAAUGUUAUUUAAAUUCCAGCAGAAACCAUGUCUUUAAAUUUUGUUGACAUGAUGAGGAUUCUGUAAUGAUACCAGUUGUAUGAGAGAGAGUAAUAGUUGCGGCGAUGGUAUAAUCUAUUUACGUGGCUAAGGGAAAAUUUAAGUGAUAGUUUAAUGUUCAGUACAAAAUUUUUGGGCAUGGUUGUUUUGGCUAUUGUGUUCUGCUGCCAGACUUGUCACUCAAUUGGUUUCAAUUAAAUGCAACAGGAAUUUUUAUUUUGAUAAGGAGUAAUACUCUAAAUAGUCUAAGUAUUUAAAGAGCACUGUCUUUGGAAAGGUAACAUUACUGAGUACUAAGUUGUGACUCAUGUUCGACUAUCGUAUUUUUUGACUGGAUGUACAAGAGUUUUGGAAAGAAGUUGCCAAGUUUAAUAUCUAGAUGCACAAAUGAGACAAACGUCUAUAAGAAGCACAGUGAAAAUGUAGUCUUGGAACCUCCAGUGAUUUUAGCUAGUAGAGACAAGAUUAUAUGGUGAACUGCGAUAAAACUGAAAUAACACCGAAAUGCAAGUUAACACCAUAUAGCACUGAAAUUUAAGUUAUAUCAUGGAAUAAAGUAGGAUUUAAACGAAACUUUAUUCAAAUCUAAGAAAACCAAUCUUUUAAUGGUUGAAAUUCAAGGAAUGUCAUCAUUUCUGGACAAAAAUUGUACCAAUGUGCAUGGCUCAGAAAGUUUUAUUAAAUUUGUUUAGUUUUGCAUCUCUUAUUGACUCCAUUUAAACCAUAAAUCCUUACUAAUUUAUUUUGAUUGUUCUGAAUGUUUAUGUUUUAGACCAAUUCAUUAGAAAAUUAUUUCACUGUAAAAAUGCAUUAUAUAAAUGUUACCCAUUUUUUGGUGGAGUAAGUACUAUAAUAAAACAAACACAUCAAUAUCAUCUGUUUUAAAAAUGUAAUUGGACUAAAAAUAAAACCAUAAAAUCUUGUCUGUAGUAGCUAAAUGAUAAGUGUUGGUUGGCCAACAAAAAUUUAAUAACAUAAUUUUUUUUAAGUCUUCCCAGCAUGAUUUGAUCAUCACUAUAGUAUACAAUUUUGAAUUUGGAUAGUUUACAAUACCAAUUAUUGGGAAGAAUGUCACAGAUUUGUGCUGAUUCCAGCAUGUAUUGAGUAAUGGUGUGUAUUCAAAGUGGUGCAGUUUGCAAAAUAUUUAGUAUUUGUUGCUAACUGUUUAAUGGAUUUUGUCCUUUCACUAUUUUAUUAGUUGUAACACAAGCUCGGGUCUAAUUUAAUUUAUGUGUAAAUAGAAAGUACUUCUUGUAUAACAGUUAUUAAAUGUUAGUUUGUAUUUUGUAGCAGUUGUUUUGAAACUAUGCCAUGUGUCUGUAGUUGGAGCAGAGAAAUGUGUUUCCAUUUUUCUUCUAAUUUAAUCUGUAUUUUUCAUGUAGUUUUUCAUUUAUAGAUGUUUCUUUCUGUUUCUUCUUUUUGUUGAAUUUUAAUUAUAGCCAGUAAUGUUGUCUGUGAUACAAGAUCAAAUAAAAUAAUUUAGUACUCGCCUUAAGUUGUGUACUGAAUGCUGCAUAAUUUUUUUAUUAUUUUGGCCUGUAAAUUGUUUUUUAUAACUUUGAGCAAUUAUUUCUUCCUAACAUGAGUUUGAGCCCAUUUUAGGUCAGACUGUAGACACUCAACUUCAAAAGUUUCUGAGUUAAGUUUCAUCCAUUUAAUGAUUUAAUUUUGUUAUUGAUGUUAAGACUAUAGACACUCUACUUUAAAAGUUUCUGAAUAAAGUAUCAAAUAUUCACCCAUUAAAUGAUUUAAUUUUGUUACUGAUGUUAAGACUAUGUCACGCUAAAAUUGCAAUAAUAAUUAAAUUUGAAACUAUUUAUUCAAGUUGGUUAAUAUUUACAAUAUAUAAACAGCAAGACUAUUAGGCUGGCCGUCCACAGCAACAGAAUUGAACUGAAAAGUAUAUGACCGUCUGUGGCCACAAAUGGCAGAAAGAUCCAAUAACAAGAGAGGGAAUUGGAACGCGUCCACUACACACUCCCUAUUCUGCCGUUUACAGCUGAUGGCCCAAUCCCAUGGAGACUGGAUUUUCCAUUCCAUUUGACCGAACUAUCCUUUAAUACUCAAUAAUAUAUAGACAUCUAAUGUUUGCGGAAACUUUAUAGUACUAGCUGCAGUACCCGGCGUUGCCCGGGCUAAACACAUGGAGCUUUAUUGUCUGCGAGUUAAAGCAAACUGGAUAGCACUAUAUGACAGUGUGUUGGACAUAGAGAAAUGUCACACCAUUACUGUUUGUAUGUCUAUGACCUAUGAUUUUUUGAUUUUUGUUUACCCAUGGCGAUCGGUUAUUUAUUAUUAUUAAUUAUAAAUUAUUAAGACCAUUAAUCAAAAUAAAAACUAUCCUAUCUCUCAAGUUGGAAAAAAUUACACAUAAAUGCCAAUUAUCAUCAAAAUCGGUUGACUUGGUGAAGAGUUCACUGGAAACAAACAUCAGGACACUGGAUUUAUAUACAUUAAGAUUAACAUUUUAAUGAAUUUUAAAAAGGUGGACAGUGUUUUGAUAAAAUUACUUGUCAAAAAUCAGGUUCAAGCCAUGGUUUAGUAUGUGUGUGUCUGUGUAUGUAUGUAUUUACACAUGCAUAUAAAAGCUCGCAGCCUGAUGGUACACAACUGGUAACUGAUGGCCAAAUGUCGACUCCAGUGAUUGCUCUUUUGGCUCCUCUGCCGGUCGUCUGUUUGUUCGGCCGAACACGACCGGUGGAAUGUUCGUCCCUUCACGGUUCCAGUGGACGGCCGGCCUUAACCUUGUUAAUUUGAGGCCUCACUGUAGCACAAAAGUUAUUCUAUCUCCAAUUUCUUAGACAGGUAGCUUAAGUGUUACGCUGCGGCGACUAUUUAUUUUAUAUCACAAUGACAGUUAUGCACUUAAAAUAUAAAAGUAAGCUAUCAGAUUACUUUUACACACAGAUAGCAAACAGACAUACAUACAUACAUACAUACAUAGUGCAUUCCAACUUAGCUUUUUUUUUUAAAUCGACUUCCAACGAUCAUUUGUGUUAACUAAGACACAAAAUUAAACUGAGUACUAUUAUGUUCUCCUUCUUGCUGGAAAGAAAGGACAGUUAGUUGAUGCUUAUUGGAAUUAGGUGCACUUAUGACGUGUAAGCUUCUAAGGAUGCUUUUGCGGAUAUUUCUUUACGUGGAAAUUAUAUCGCCUUAUUUUCCAUUCUCGUAAGGAAACUCUUUCGUAUCCAAUCUCAGACAACAAAAUUUAAGUCGACAGCAAAGCACCCUUUUCUCCAUUUAUCUUGCAUCACGUGUGACUAACACUGUUGCUUUGACAUUUUCUAGAUGCACAGAAACAGUUUCCUGGAGGUAAAUUUCAAGUGGCACUGCUAGAAAAGGAGUUUACCGGUUUUGCCAUUUAGUUUAAAGAAGCAAAGCAACCUGGGAAAUAUUAGAUGAUGUGAACAAAUAAUGUAAAUGCACUGGACUUAGACAGAGUGCGCGAAAUGUAGGGUUUUUGUGUCAAGGGGGUUAUUUCAAGAUUCUGAGAGAUUCCGACAGAAAUUAAAUAUUAGAUAUUUGGGCAUUGUGUAUCUUAUAAUUAAUUUACUAAGCACCUAACCUGUACUGCUUGACAUCUUGCCAAGCCUGUGAACAUUUUUUAAAUUCUGUAUGUGUAUACUAAGCAGAAAGUUCGGGAAUUGCAUGGCGUAAAUUUACGGGAAUGUCAAAAACAAGAAAUGUGUUUUGAAGUAACGCAUGCCCGGAACAAAACCCUGCAAAGUUAAAAGGUGCAAAAUUUGACGGGCUUCGGGACAGUACUCCUGUGGUUGAGAGGACGCGUGAUCGCAGUGCAGUGACGUCCAAACGCUCCGUGAGAAUCAGGCAACAAGCCGGGCCCAGACGUUUCAGUCGGCCACGUGCAGUUUUGGUGUACAUAAACCUGCGUGGUAUUAACCGCUGUUAUUGGUUUUUGCAUGUCUGUACACCUUUAACAUAUUAGCUCUGUGAAUGUGAAGACUUAUCGUUCUGUUGCUGCUUGUUGAAUUGUAAUUGCAGCAACGUACUCGCUAAGUCAUCACUACACUAUUUGCCGAAAUCCAAACGUGCGAACGUGCCACACAACCGGCUAUCUGCUAUGUUUUACGCUAGACUGCUGGUUGCUAGUGCGUUUGACUGACUCUGUACGUCUGCGCCUGGCUCGUCACCUGUAUCCCGCGCAGGGCCGGAUUUAGAGGUCUGGAGGCCUCGGGGCAACAGAGGAGUGGAAGCCCCCUGGCCCCAAAUUAUUUUCCAAAUAAAAAACAAUUUUUUUCCAGUCGAGUUUUACAAUAAAUAAUUUAUUGUGAAAUCAAGUAGAAUUAUAUGAAAUUAAAUUUUAGUGUUAAUGAAUAUUUCUGUUAAAAUUUAACAAUAAUAUAAUCAUGUAUGUACAAAGUACUGUAGGUAAAGGUAAAACAGCGAAAAAAGAAUAUCAAAGGAAAAGAUGUUUAUUAGUGUUUGCUUGUCGGAAUUUGAAAGAUUGUUUUCCGAAGUCUCUAUUGUGAUUUGUGGGCGUCCUCCGUUUGUGGAGGCCCCGGGGCUUUCGCCCCAGUUGCCAUCCCCUAAAUCCGGCCCUGAUCCCGCAGAGUGUUGGAACGUCACUGCGCUGCAGUCGCGUGUCCUCUCGGCCAGUGGCAUAGUUCCUGAAGCCCACCAAAUUCAAAUUUGCACACUGCUGUUCGCGCUUGUGGCUUUUCAGGGUUUUGUUUCUGGACAUAGUUUCCUUGACAAAAAUUGCUUCUUUUGGCAUUUCCUGGCCCCCAUUAAAUCUCUGUACAAGUAGACAAAUUUUACUUCCAAAAUAUUAGUAUUUUUUUUUUACUUUUGCUAUUAAAAAAAUUAGUUUAAAUUUUUUUACAAAUUUAUAAUUAUGAUGGUAACAUGCAUCAUGAUAUUUUUCCUGCUUGAAAUAAUAUGAAGUUUUAUUUUUUUCUCUCUGAAGGAAAUAAUCACACUAGACAGUACAUAUUUGUGAAGACUUGGGGGCAGGUGGGUAUAAUUUCAGAAACGUCAGAUUUUAUUUCUAACAUAUUGGUUUUAGGCUCUUUGUGUAUUAGUUUAUUCUUCUGCUUUUUUUAUUGUUUUUUUUUAUUAUUUUUUUUUAUUAGUAAUAUGUAAUCACUGUAGUCAAGACUAGUUCAUAGCCUGCUGAGUACAUUUUCAAAAUUCAUGCCAGUGUUGAGAAGUCUUUAUGCACGCAAAGAACUGUGUUUGCUGCAUUGUCCUUAAAAAUGUCGUCACAUGCUACUUUUUUUUUUUUUUUUUUUUUUUUUUUUUUUCAUGAAGAUCCAAAUUCAUGUUAGGACAAUAGUGGUUCCACUUGAAAGUCAGAUUGGUCAUUUACUUGAAAUCCUGGAAAAGUCAUGUGAAUUCCCCAGUGAUAUUAUUUUGAAGUGGAAAAUUUCAUGCCCCAGCCUGCCAUCACCCAGACUAUGAAAGCAUAUUGUUUUUGCAAGAUGGUGUUUUAGUGCAUAGUCAUAGGCACUAUAAAAUGGUGUCUGCAAGGUUCACUUUGAAAUAAAGUGGAAAGAGAACAAGGCUAGCUGUGGGGAUCUUUAUUUUUGAAAAUUGAAACAUAGAUAAUUAUUUUUUAGUUAGUCAUGGAAAUUUGUAAAUUUGGUGAUGGAAAAGUCAAGGAAAUAUUAGAGAUUUCAAUUGUGUGAACACACUGGUUAUUCAAUUUGCUCAUUAUUAGGGGUCUUCCUAUACCCCAUACUGUAAUUUGAUAUUGGCCUCUAUUUAGCUCUUGACCGAUCAACACAAGUUUCAAAGGAUUGGGAUUAUUUUUUAAUACUUGCAAUGCGUAUUUGUCAUUGUUAUAUUUUUUUUUAUCUUUAUUGAAUUAUUUUAACUACAUUACUAAAGGCAAAUCUCUAAAAUUAUAAACUUAGGCACUAUUUAACUACAAGAAUGAAAAUAAAAAUUAAGUUGUUUACCUUAUAAAUAAGUAAUCCACAAUCUUCAAUGAACUUGCUUUGAAUUUAGUUCUAGAAAUAAUGAUCUCAAACUAACUUUAAAAAAAAAAAAUUAUUUGAUUAUUUAAUCAUAUAGUGUGGCUAGCAAUUGUAAAUGUUAAUUGUAGGAUCAGGUAUCAGUUGGAGGUAUUGAGGUAUGAGGUAUUGGAACAGUCUUAUGUACUGUCACAUUUUUAUGCCAAGAAGUAGCAUUUUCCCAUUACUGUUGGCAUUUUUUUAAUCUGGCAUUCUUAUGUUCCGCACGUUUUGCACUAGCUACCAGCGGUCCAGCGUACGGCAGAGUGAAUGGUUGGUUGUGGUACAUAAACUGGUUUGGAUUUUGGUAACUAGCAUAGUGAUGACUGUUAGCGGGUACGUUGCUGCGAUAUUACAGUUUGACAAACGGAAGUAGCACGACAAGACUUCACAUUUGCAGUGUCGGCUAGUAUGUUAAUGGUGUGCAGGCAGGCAAAAAAAAAAAAAAAAACAAUUGCAGUUCAUACCACGCAGGUUGAUGAUGUACACCAGACUGCGUAUGGUCGACUCUAAACGUCCGCGCUCGGCUUGUUGCGUGCUUCCCUGCGGAGCGUUCGUUACGCCAAUGUGCUGCGAUCACGCGUCGUCUCGACCAGUGGAGUAGUGUCCCGAAGCCCGCCAAGUUAAAUCUGUGUGCUACAUUUCGCAACUGUGACUUUGCAGGAUUUUGUUUCUGGGCAUAUUUUCCUAAACUAAAAAUUGCUCGUUUCGGCAUUCCCUGUCGCCCGUCAACACCAAUUGAGCUGCUCAAGUUCAGAUUUUUUGAUGGAUUCUGGAGUGUGUUCACGGAUGCAGCGUAACGACAAAAAGAUGUUGAAACAGUAUACUUUGUCUUACCAUAGAGCAGUUAAUUUUUAUAUAUAUAUAUAUAUAUAUAUAUAUAUAUAUAUAUAUAUAUAUAUAUAUAUAUAUAUAUAUAUAUAUAAAGAGAGAGAGAGAGAGAAGAGACAGAAAGAGAGACAGAGAGACAGAGACAGAGAGAGACAGUUAAAGUCGUAGUACUGUUCUGAUAUUUCUUUGGUGUUCCCUUUAAAACUAUGCUGAAAUUCGAUAAUCCAGCAAAUUCACUAAUCUGGCACACGCUGAAUUAAACAGCCAUUACUGUAUACCAAUAUAAUAUCUGCCAAUUCCUGUAUUUCUUCACCCUUGUGUAUGACCGUAAACGUUAACACUUAUUAUUUAGUCACUUUUUUUUUUACUGUGAGUUAAUCAAAUAUUUUGGUUUGUGAAUAAAAUUAUUGGAACUCUAUAGCUUGGUGUAUAAUUAUUAAACUUACAUGAUUCUAUUAAUAGUGUUCAUAUUACUGGUGUGCAUGUCUAACUAGAGUUGUUUUGUAUUUAUGUAAAUUUUACAAUUAUUUUUUUGUAACUUUAAUUUCAAGUGCAUUUAACAAAUUGCUGCUUUCUAUUAUAUAUUUCCCAAAAUUUUGACUUGUGAUGUAGGUAAUUAGAUGCUAUUAUGUGGUGAUUUUCAAAACAUGAAGGUAUCAGUUUUCUUUUCUAAAAUUAAAUUUUAAAUGGUGCUUUGUAACGUAUUUAAAAGGACUCCUGAUUUUUUUUUUAACUUUAAAAAAGUUUAUAAUUCAAGUGUUUGCAUGCUUCUCUUGGCAUCAGUGGCAUAGCCAGGAUUUGUGUAUGGGGGGUGUUAAGAAGCAUGGCCGCCCCGUAUUAAAGUGGGGGGUCCGGGGGUCCUCCCCCGGGAAAAUUUGGAUUUUAAGGUGUAAAAUAGUGCUACUUUAGCAGUUUUUGGUACUUUAAAUUUAAAUAUUGUAAUGAUAAAAAAAAAUUUAUUUUUAAUAUGAAAUUUGUUUGAGUGAUUAAUAAGAAAUUAAAGAUUUGGUGCUAAGGGGGGGAGGGGGGGGUUGCACCCCUAAACCCCCCCCCUGGCUACGCCCCUGCUUGGCAUGAUAGUGCUGGUCAUGUAACAUGUUGUGCUCUGUAUUUUAUAUUAGCAAGUUUGGCAUCCUGAAUUUUAAUUUGCAAAAUUUUUAGAAAUAAGGGGUUAUGUAAUACAAUAGCAGCAAGCACUAAAGACAUCAGUACCCAAUAUACCUGUCUUUUGAUCAAAUCCUUAAAAUAUUUGCUUAGCGUUUGUGAAGAAAUAUCUGGCAUAUUUGGCUCCCUUCCUCAAAGAACACACAGCACUUUUUUAUGACAGUUACCGGGUAAAAAAAAUAAUUACCUGAUACAUAAUUCUUGCACUUUACUAGUAUGAGUUGGGCAUGUGUAAAAUGUAAUGAUGUGCUAUUGUAGCAAUUUGUAAUUUUUUUUUAACAUAUGUUUUACUGUCCAGGGUUAAUUCAGCAGAGCAUUCACGUAUGUGGGGGAUUCUGGAAGGCUAAAGCUUCUAUGUAUAGUAUUUUAUUUUGUUUUAACAAUAUUUUCAUUUCCAACACAAGAUGAAUGUUUUUACAUUUUUGUUUUAGUAUUGUCUCAAUGUUUUACUUAGUGAAUUGAAACAUACAAUCGUAGUAUAAUUUUUACGUAACUGGACGUUUACCAUUCUGCCCCCUCAAAUUAUGGUUGAACCAUAGGAAAGUGAGGGAGUUACGUGUUAGUUAUAUGUACUGUUAUAUGAACAUUUCUUCUUUUCCUGAAGUUAGAUUGUGUGUAAUGUUCACAGAUUAAAUUUAUAGCAUUCUUUUAGUCUAAAUAAGCAGUCUUGGAAAAAUUUAUGUUAAGUCUAGGUGACAAAUACUCACCUGCAAUUUAAUAUGGUCGUAGGUAUCACUUAGUGGAUCAUGAUGUGGCCACUGGUUUUUAAUAAAUCCUGGUUUUGGAGUGGUGAAGUAAGUGUAAAUAUUGUGAUUUAUGUAAAACCCAGCCGGUCUGGUGUUGUUUUGUCUGUUAUGUACAUAGUGGCAGCGAUUGAUGAGUAAUAAGUCACCCGUAGUUGAACUUUACGUUCUGUUGUACAGAAUAUCCCAUCUGUAAUGAACAUAUGCUUGUAACCAAAUAAUUUUGCGUAAUAUAGUUUUUUUUUCCCCUAAAAUGUGAAUAUUCAUUGAUCCUUUAUUAUUUAAACAAAUUUCCUUGUUUGAACACUUUAAGUACAAUUUAAUCCCUUUACUUUUUUUAGCUUGUUAUUAUAAACAAAUGUAUCUCAAAUACACAGAAGUAGGUAUAAUUUAUAUGCAUUAAUGAACUUGAGAAUAUUAUACAGCAGGAAAAUUUUAAACCCAAAAUAUGUUUUAUGAAUUUGGAUAUUAUCUUCAACUAUUUUAUUAAAUUAAUUAAUUUUAAUGUUUGAAAAAAUAAAUAACAAAUAGUGAACAGGUUUUUUUUCCCUGAUAGCAUUUUGGUUUACGUGUUAAAAUUUUUGUGCCUUUCUAGUGGCAAAUUGUUAACAUGGGUGAUGUGGUAUUUGAGUAAAACAUAAUAAAAAUGUUUGUAAUUAAUAAUAAAUGUAAUGUAUGUAUUCGAGACAAAUUAAUUGUAUUACAUAAUGUGUACUGGAUCGUUAUAAAUUAGUAUUGAUACCAAAAAAAAAAUAUGUGUACAAUACAGUUAUACUUGGACGACUGCUUCUAUCAUGCAUCUUUCAGUCUUUUGCUUCAUCGCCUUCUAACCUGCCAACUUCCUUCUUUUUCUCUCCCUUGUGUGCUCACAUACUGCCGCAAAAAAAAAUUCCCAACAGGGAUUUUUUUUUUUGCGGCCAGAGAUAUGGGCUGUUGUGAAGUGGAGCGGAUUUAUUCCCAAAUAUGAUAACAGCUGUUUCAUCUGUCAAAUUGGCAAGCUCCGAGACUUCCUGGAGAUAAAUUUUACAGGAGAGAGUAACAAAAAACAAACACUUGUAUCAAUGUAACACAACCCUCACUACAGGUUGUAACAGUAUGCCUCCUGCAACACCUUUUUUUUUUUUUUCCGUUUAGAAUAUUAACAAUAAUAAGGUAUGUAAAAAGGGUAUUCAAGAAAGUAUAGUGCCUGGUUGAGUUUUGAAAAUUGUUUAAUACAUGAGUUUAGACUUUAGACAGUAGAAUUUAAAAAAAAAAUCAAGUUUAUUGCUAAUUAUACAAUACACACAGUUCAUAUUUACCGUUAUUGCCAUAUUCAGUGUUUAAUUCUUUAUUUGAUUUGAAGGAAAAAAAAAUUGUACAUUAAAAAAUGGGGAGAGGGCCUGAAAAAGUGUUUUGCCCCCCAGUUUCUCUUGAUGGCCCUGAUGAUAAACACACACUCAAUACGGCUUACUGUAAAAUAAUACUACUUACAUGACACUUUUAUUUUAAGAAUUUAAAAUAAAAUAUUCCUACAAAUUAUAUGAUUAUUAAAUUUUAUACUUGUUUUUUUAAACAAGAAUUGCCAUAUGAUGCUGAACAUUGAGCUGUCGAGACUCAAAUAUCAACUUCAGUUUAGAAAGUUAUAUAUGUGGGGUGAUACGAGUUCUUAUCUUUUAAAUUAUUUUUUAACUUAUUUUAUUUUCAUUGAUUUGAGAACUUUCAAAAUUUUAUUUAGUGCCAGGCUAAACUUUUAAAAUAUUUGUAUGUAAGCAAAAAAAACAGUUUUAGAGUUCACUACAUUUGUUUUUAUUAGUUAUUAAUUCUUUUAGAGCUUUUAACAUUCGCAUAAAUAUCUAGUUCCAGUAAUUAUAUGUAUGACUGAUUGUAAACACACAAAGGAUAUAUGUGCGAGAAGAGCUUAUUAUCAUAAACAUUUUUUUAAUGUGUUUAUUAAAGAAGUAAACAAAAAUUGAAAAAAGUUUCUAACGUGUCUGUUUUUGUGUCUGAAGUCCCUAAUUUAUAAUUAAGCUUAGUAGCAUAUAAAGCUUUCACAUGUGCUAAUGUAUAUUGGCUUCUCUUAAAGCUGGUGUGAGUUGUUUUAUAAAGUUGCACAGUUGUAACCACAUUGAUGCCAGAGUAGAAAACAGUAUUAAAUGGCUAAUAGCUGCCACAUGUAUAUAUUGUGUUAUUUUUUGUAGUAAAAUAAAUGUUAUGAAUAAAUUUAAAAAA
Messenger RNA from Bacillus rossius redtenbacheri, 14222 nucleotides. It is a transcript of the gene Letm1, whose product is annotated as mitochondrial proton/calcium exchanger protein. The record is from RefSeq and is a predicted model, not a curated record. Lineage: Eukaryota; Metazoa; Arthropoda; Insecta; Phasmatodea; Bacillidae. Bases 50 to 2518 code for a protein of 822 amino acids. The transcript is spliced from 12 exons. Gene Ontology annotation, cellular component: mitochondrial inner membrane. Gene Ontology annotation, biological process: intracellular monoatomic cation homeostasis. Gene Ontology annotation, molecular function: ribosome binding; calcium ion binding.